Molecule: messenger RNA, 915 nt
Organism: Fusarium proliferatum ET1
Lineage: Eukaryota; Fungi; Ascomycota; Sordariomycetes; Hypocreales; Nectriaceae
Exons: 3
Coding region: 1-915 (304 amino acids)
Biological process (GO): siroheme biosynthetic process
Molecular function (GO): precorrin-2 dehydrogenase activity; protoporphyrin ferrochelatase activity
Source: RefSeq, a predicted model, not a curated record
AUGACCCCCAUUCAGAAGCCAGUAUCAGCCCAGCCGGCGCUGGCAUCUCCGGCAUCUCCUCCCGCCUCUUCGACUCCCUCCUCCGAAUCUUCUUCUGCUUCUGCUUCUGCUUCUGCUUCCCCCUCUUCUGCUCCAGUCGCAAUGGCAAAGACUUAUCCUCCUGUACAGCCUGGAGGCAGUUUGAUCUUAGCCUGGCAAAUCAAGCACAAGAAGGUGCUUGUUGUCGGCGGUGGUGAGGUCGCUGCUGGUAGAAUUCUAAACUGCCUCAACGCCGAUGCCAACGUCACUGUCGUGUGCCCCAAGUCCGGCCUCAAUGAUGAAGUCGCCUACCGAGUCAGCGAAGGCCAAGUCGCUCACGUCGACCGAGUAUUCGAGCCCGAAGAUUUAGACGGAGCCAGCAUGGUUCUGGUCGCUAUCGACGACCCGGCCGCCUCGACCGUCAUUUGGAAGCUUUGCAAGGAGCGAAGGAUCCCCGCCAACAUCGCCGACGUACCACCCGAAUGCGAUUUCUACUUCGGCAGUAUCCAUCGCGAUGGUCCCCUCCAGAUUAUGGUCAGCACCAACGGCAAGGGACCCAGGUUGGCGGCGGCUAUUCGGCAGUUCAUCGCUAAGCAACUACCCAAGAAUGCUGGUAAUGCCAUCGAGACUAUCGGUGAACUACGACUCAGAUUAAGAAAAAUGGCCCCCAAGCCUGAGGAUGGACCCAAACGAAUGCUUUGGAUGUCCAAAGUUAGCGAUACCUACAAGUGGGACGAGAUGUGCGGCCUCACAGACGAAGAUAUGGACAAUCUCCUUCUAUUUUAUCCUGCCAACAAAGUCCCUGCCAUGGACGUUCUGCUAGCCCUCCGAGGAGGCACCGACGUCAAGAAACUCGACGUCUUUGAUGGCUCAUUCGGCUUCAGUGUCGGCGCCUAG